Manis javanica (Malayan pangolin) is the source of this 2643-nucleotide messenger RNA. RefSeq names its product immunoglobulin superfamily member 1. Gene Ontology annotation, biological process: immune response-regulating signaling pathway. The record is from RefSeq and is a predicted model, not a curated record. NCBI's taxonomy places the organism in Eukaryota, Metazoa, Chordata, Mammalia, Pholidota, Manidae. Gene Ontology annotation, cellular component: membrane.
UCUCACUAGAGAAGCCUGGUUGCUAGGAACAGCUCAAGGGGUCACCAUGUUCUUCAUAGUCACGGCCCUUCUCUGCUGUGGACUGUGCAAUGGGGUAUUGACAGAAGAGACUGAAAUAAUCAUGCCAACCCCUAAGCCUGAGCUCUGGGCAGAGACCAACUUCCCUCUGGCCCCGUGGAAGAACUUAACCCUCUGGUGCAGAAGCCCUUCUAGCUCAACUAAGGAGUUUGUGUUGCUGAAGGACGGGACCGGGUGGAUCGCAACUCGCCCGGCCUCAGUGCGGGUCCGGGCUGCCUUUCCCCUUGGCGCUCUGACCCAGAGCCACAUCGGGAGUUACCACUGCCAUUCGUGGGAGGAGAUGGCUGUGUCGGAGCCCAGCGAGGCACUUGAGCUAGUAGGGAGAGACAUCCUUCCCAAACCUGUCCUUUCGGCAUCGCCCCCAGUCAGGGGCCAGAAACUGCAAAUUCGGUGCAAAGGAUGGCUGGCAGGCAUGGGCUUUACUCUGUAUAAGGAGGGAAUGCAGGAACCUGUCCAGCAACUUGGUGCUGUUGGGAGAGAAGCCUUCUUUACAAUCCAAAGAAUGGAGCAUAAAGAUGAAGGCAAUUAUAGCUGCCGCACUCACACUAAAAGGCACCCCUUCAAGUGGUCUGAGACCAGUGAGCCCCUGGAGCUUGUCAUAAAAGAAAUGUACCCCAAGCCCUUCUUCAAGACACAGGCCAGCCCUGUGAUCUCUCCUGGUGCCCGAGUGACUUUCAAUUGCUCCACCCCCCACCAGUACAUGAGCUUAAUUCUUUACAAAGAUGGAAGUGAAAUAGCAUCCAGUGACAGGUCUUGGGCGAGUCCAGGGGCCAGUGCAGCACACUUUUUGAUCACUUCGGUUGGCAUUGGUGAUGGAGGGAAUUACAGCUGCCGCUACCAUGACUUUGCCAUCUGGUCCGAGCCUAGUGACCCCGUGGAGCUCGUGGUGACAGAAUUCUACCCCAAACCCACUCUCCUGGCACAGCCGGGUCCUGUGGUACUUCCUGGGAAGAAUGUGAAACUGCAUUGCCAAGGGGCUUUCCAAGGCAUGAGGUUUGCCCUCUUGCAGGAGGGAACCCAAGUUCCCUUACAGUUCCAGAGUGCCUCAGGGAACUCAGCUGACUUCCUUCUUCACACUGUUGGAGCACAGGACUCUGGGAACUACAGCUGUGUCUACUAUGAGACAACCAUGUCAAACAGGGGGUCAUAUCUCAGCAAGCCCAUUAUGAUCUGGGUGACUGACACAUUCCCCAAGCCAUGGUUGUUUGCUGAGCCCAGUUCUGUGGUUCAUAUGGGGAAGAAUGUUACUCUCUGGUGCCAAGGGCCAGUGCAUGGAGUAGGGUACAUUCUGCACAAAGAGAGAGAAGCCACUUCAAUGCAGCUCUGGGGAUCCACCAGUAAUGAUGGGGCAUUCCCCAUCACCAAUAUAUCUCGUACUAGCAUAGGGCGUUAUAGCUGCUGCUACCACCCUGACUGGACCACUCCUAUCAAGCUACAGCCUAGCAACACCCUGGAACUCAUGGUCACAGGUUUGCUCCCCAAACCUAGCCUAUCAGCCCAGCCUGGUCCUAUUGUGGCCCCUGGAGAAAAUAUGACUCUACAGUGCCAAGGGGAGCAGCCAGACUCAACAUUUGUCUUAUUGAAGGAGGGUACUCAAGAGCCCUUAGAGCAACAGAGGCCAAGUGGGUACAGGGCUGACUUCUGGAUGCCAGCAGUGAGAGGUGAAGAUUCUGGAAUCUAUAGCUGUGUUUAUUAUUUGGACUCUGCUCCCUUUGCAGCUUCUAAUCACAGCGACUCCCUGGAGAUCUGGGUAACUGAUAAGCCCCCUAAACCCUUCCUGUCAGCCUGGCCCAGCACCAUGUUCAAGCUAGAAAAGGACAUCACCCUUCAGUGCCGAGGACCACUGCCAGGUGUUGAAUUUGUCCUGGAGCACGACGGAGAAGAAUCACCUCAGCAAUUCUCAGAGAAUGGAGACUUCGUCAUCAGCAACAGAGAAGGAAAAGGCAUCGGCAACUACAGCUGCAGCUACCGCCUUCAGGGCAACCCGGACAUCUGGUCAGAGCCUAGUGAUUCCCUGGAGCUGAUGGGGGCAGCAGGGCCUGCUGCCCAGGAGUGCACUGUGGGGAACAUUGUCCGAAGUGGCCUGAUUGUGGUGGUGGUUGUAGCUUUGGGGGUGGUGCUAGCCAUAGAGUGGCCUCGACUCCGAACCAGGGGCUCAGAGACAGAUGGGAGAGGCCAGACCAUAGCCCUUGAAGAGUGUAACCAAGAAGAAGACUCAGACUCCUGCACCAGUUCUCAGUCAUCAAUCUCUUAGUGAACUUCAGUGGAACUGCCAAUCCCAAUAUAAUCAUCUCCUCAUUUACAAGACCUUUCCUCUCCUCUCUUUUAUCCUCAGAGAUCUGCAAAUCAGACUGGUUGUGCUGGGAGUCAGCCACAUCUACUCUUCCUUGGCCACUAAUCACCUGAGCUGGGUCAAGGGGAUUCUGGGAGUUGAGAGCUCUACCAGGGUGAGAUGUUUCCUGCAAAGAGAUUCCCUACCCCUGUAACCCUUCACCAUAGUAAUCUACCGGUGCAUGAAAUUCUAUUAAAAAUGUGUUCUUCUGAAUAAAGAGAGUAUUCACUAUU